UGUUAAUUAAAUAACCUAUUUUGGAAAAAAAAACCCUCGCAAAUAAUUUUAUCAUAUCCUAGGUAAAAAAUUUUGAAAAAAAUUAAGUACGGCGUACGCGAUCAGGGGCGUAUUUGAUAGGGCCAAACGAAACCUCCAUUUUCUGGAAUUUUCAUUCUAAAAGCGAAGUCAAGUUAAUACAUUUUUCCGGGAGAAAAUCCCUGGACUUGUCAAAAAUUGAGUUUGUUAUCAGCCUGCUCUUUUUCAAAAGUGUCACUUUUUGAUCAAUUGUUUUCAAAAUGUAAAUUAUUCUUUAAAAUCAAAAAUAGUGGUACAGGAAGUGUAAUUUUUGUUUGAAAAAUAAAAGAUAUGAUUUUUUCCAGAAAAGUUGAAUUCCAAAGUAAUUUCUUAUACAUAUAUUUUUAAAUUGGGUUUGAGUGAUUGCAAAAUUUGUUUCUCCAUUUGUGAUUUUGGAAUUUCGAGAGAUUUUUAUACAUAUAGUUAGGGAGGUUCAAGGUGCCCCGAAAGUCCACUUGAAUUGUUCAGGUCUGCGUGACAAAAUGGCCGCGAGCAAUGAAGUGCCGGUAGAAAUCAACGAGAGGGGUACUUGUGCAACAGAGAACAACGCGGAAUCAAAAAUGGAGAACAUGGAAGUUGCCGAGUCAGUAGUACUGCCGAACAAAGAGGCUCCCACUACCAACAACAAGGAGCCCGUCUCUGUCGAUGACAUGACCUCUCGGGACUACUAUUUUGAUUCUUACGCUCACUACGGAAUUCACGAAGAGAUGCUCAAGGACGAAGUACGUACCGUGACCUACCGCAACUCCAUGUAUCACAACAAGCACCUCUUCAAAGGUAAAAUUGUUCUCGAUAUUGGUUGUGGUACCGGCAUUCUCUCCAUGUUCGCCGCGAAAGCCGGCGCUUCGCGAGUCAUCGGAAUCGAAUGCUCCAACAUCGUCGAGUACGCCGAAAAGAUUGUAGAAGCUAACCAGCUCUCUCACAUCGUCUCUAUCCUGAAGGGCAAAGUCGAGGAGGUAGUUUUGCCCGACGGUAUUGAGAAGGUGGACAUAAUAAUUUCCGAGUGGAUGGGUUACUGUCUCUUCUACGAAUCUAUGCUCGACACUGUCCUCUUCGCCAGGGACAAGUGGCUCCGCGAGGACGGGAUGCUCUUCCCCGACAAGGCCACUCUCUUUAUUUGCGGAAUUGAGGAUCGACAGUACAAGGACGAGAAAAUCAACUGGUGGGACGACGUUUACGGUUUCGACAUGAGCAGCAUACGAAAGGUGGCGAUCAGCGAGCCUCUCGUCGACGUCGUUGACCCGAAACAGGUUGUGACGAACUCCUGCCUCAUCAAGGAAGUUGAUCUCUACACUGUCACGAAAGCCGAUCUCGAAUUCUCCUCGCCCUUCACUCUCCAGGUCCGCAGGAAUGAUUACGUCCAGGCCCUCGUGACCUUCUUCAACAUUGAGUUCACCAAGUGUCACAAGCGAAUUGGAUUCAGUACGGCUCCAGAGGUCCAGUACACCCACUGGAAGCAAACUGUCUUCUAUUUCGACGAGUACAUGACGGUGAAAAAGGGAGAGGAGGUCUACGGCGUCUUCUCCAUGAAGCCCAAUGCCAGGAAUUACCGCGAUUUAGAUUUCAGCAUCGAACUCGACUUUAAGGGCGAAUUGUGCACGGUCCACGAGACCAAUCAUUAUCGCAUGCGCUGAUACCGAUCAGAGUUCGACUCCUCAUCUGCAGACUCCUAGAACUUCGUGAAACAAGUCGAACAACGGCCACGAGAAAAAAAAAAUAUUAAUGUUAAGAACGGACUGUAAUCGACGAAAAUAUUAUCCCGAAGACGGUACGAGCAGCACCGUUAGUUUCAAGCUGUAUAAAUACUAAUGUUGGGCUAUCUUUUCUGAAAAUCACGAAGUUGUAUGAGACAUUAGUCCUUAUAAUAAGAAUUUGAAGUAAGGCCGGUCUGUCAAUAGGAAUAUAUCAGAAAUUCUUCCCGAAAAUUUGUAAUGUAACUAACUUCUCAUGCUACUUCGUGUUGCGAAUUUGCUGGGCUUUCAAUGUUGGGCUAGAAUUCUUUUUAUUUAAGAGACUAAAAGAUUUUUACAGUUUGACUGUAGUAUUCGAGUCUCAAGAAUUUGCGCAAGAUGGUUUUCUUUCCCGAGUGAUAUUCUCUGUAGAAAUAGGCGAUGCAAUUUUUUUACGGCGAGGUAAAGUCAAGAAUGAAGAUUUGUUGUCAGUAUUGGAAGAUCUGAUAAGACCUUCCAAAAGCGCACUACGUAAAUUAACUUCGGAUAUUUCUGUCUUUAGCGAGAAUUGUAAUAUAACCAACCCCAUUUUGUAAAGUGUUUCUUGAUCGUAUAACAUUCACCAGUUUCAUGACUUGUCGUUCAAUCCAAUUUUUGAUGGGGCUUUCUUUAUAUCAGUAAACAAAUUUCUUAAGUCUUGAGUGAAGAGUUGAAUGGAUAGCUGUAUUGAUUGAGUAUCGCGUAUUUAGCGACGUAAAAAUGAUAGCGAUAUUUAAUUUUUUUAUUUAAAAGGCACCAUUAAAUGGAAUGUGUAUUCUCUACAAGUUCAUUGGCUUUGACAAAAGGCGAUUAAAAGCUGAUGAUUAGGUUUUUUUAAUUUCACACAUGACUAGUUAAAUAAAUUCCUAGAAUCAAUUUCUAGGCUGAAAUUUGAAUUUAAUCGAGAUUUUCUUGGACUAACCUGUUUCUACUUUUUCAAAAUUCGUCAAAGUUAUAAAUAUAGUAUAAUUUUAAGAGCCCUGAAUUUUCCAAUUUUUUGUAAGAAAAUAGAUCAAGCAGUACAAGUUUAUGGUUACUAAUUUUUUUCUUUUUUUUUAGUUUCCGUUAAAAUUUUGAAAAACUAAAAAAUUAUGACGCUACUUCAGUAAAUUUGGCAAUUACUGUUUCGAAAUUUUAUGCGAACGCGAUUCUGUGCGUAGAAUACUAACUUAUUACAUCGAUUGUUUUUUACGUUUGCUACGUGUAAACUAUAUGGUAAAUAUAGUAUUUGAUUGCAAAUCGA
Molecule: messenger RNA, 3009 nt
Organism: Belonocnema kinseyi
Lineage: Eukaryota; Metazoa; Arthropoda; Insecta; Hymenoptera; Cynipidae
Gene: Art1
Product: protein arginine N-methyltransferase 1
Exons: 2
Coding region: 540-1691 (383 amino acids)
Biological process (GO): peptidyl-arginine methylation
Cellular component (GO): nucleus
Molecular function (GO): protein-arginine N-methyltransferase activity
Source: RefSeq, a predicted model, not a curated record